This is a messenger RNA of Drosophila ficusphila, 846 nucleotides long. Its product is annotated as histone H4-like. The transcript is spliced from 3 exons. Gene Ontology annotation, molecular function: structural constituent of chromatin; protein heterodimerization activity; DNA binding. The coding region runs from base 71 to 370 and encodes 99 amino acids. Lineage: Eukaryota; Metazoa; Arthropoda; Insecta; Diptera; Drosophilidae. The record is from RefSeq and is a predicted model, not a curated record. Gene Ontology annotation, cellular component: nucleosome. Gene Ontology annotation, biological process: nucleosome assembly.
CGUCGAAAUUGUAGUCAGUUCUUCAGUGACUUUCGUUUCGUGCAGUGUUAACAGUAAAGAGUAGUGAAAAAUGACUGGUCGCGGCAAAGGAGGCAAAGGCUUAGGAAAAGGUGGCGCAAAGCGUCAUCGCAAAGUGUUGCGUGAUAACAUCCAGGGUAUUACAAAGCCUGCUAUCCGCCGUUUGGCUCGUCGUGGCGGAGUGAAGCGCAUAUCUGGACUUAUUUACGAGGAAACACGCGGUGUUCUAAAGGUAUUUUUGGAGAACGUUAUCCGCGAUGCAGUUACCUACACCGAACACGCCAAGAGGAAGACGGUCACAGCUAGAGCUGGAAAACAAUCGAUGGCACUAUCGAUACCAUCGAUGUUUUAAAAAUUUUCUAAACAUCGAUGGUUCGUUGGCCACUAUCGAUUGUUUUCAUUAAUUCUGUGCAUUGAGGACAACGUUGAAAAUAUAAAUUCCUUGGAAGCAAGUGGUGGUGCUGGUUGUAGGCGUAGUGCUACAAAAUGGAUAAGUUUGUAAAAAAUUGUGUCUGACAGGAGAUGCGCACUAAAACCCAACAUUGUGGACAAACUUUUGUUCCUAAACAAAAAUAGUGAUCUCAAAUAAAAAUCUCGUUAAUUGUUAUUUUUGUGUUUUAACUGAAAACAUCGAUGUUUCAUCGAUGUUUACUUUCAAAAACAUCGAAAACAUCGAUGGUCCCAGACAUCGAUUGUUUUCCAGCUCUAGUCACAGCCAUGGACGUUGUGUACGCCCUGAAAAGGCAAGGCCGCACCCUGUACGGUUUCGGCGGUUAAACAAAUCGUACAGCAGCCUGUACAUCAAUAAGCAAUCGGUCCUUUUCAGGA